UUCUCUCCAUUUUUACCUCCAUCCACACCUUCUCUCCAUCUUAACCUCCAUCCACACCUUCUCUCCAUCUUUACCUCCACCCACACCUUCUCUCCAUCUUUACCUCCAUCCACACCUUCUCCCCAUCUUUACCUCCAUUCACACCUUCUCUCUAUCUUUACUUCCAUCCACACCUUCUCUCCAUCUUUACCUCCAUCCACACCUUCUUUCCAUCAUUACCUCAAUCCACACCUUCUCUCCAUUUCCUCCAUCCACACCUUCUCUCCAUCUUUACCUCCAUCCACACCUUCUCUCCAUCUUUACCUCCAUCCACACCUUCUCCCCACGUUGUCUUCUGUUCACACGUGACAUCACUUCCUGUGCAGAGCUUCCAGAGGUGUUCCUCCUCCAGAAGACGCCAUCCUCUCCAGUCACCUGCAUGGCGACAGGUUUCUACCCCGACUUAGCCGACCUGUUUUGGAGGAAAGACGGCGAGCAGAUCUUCGAGGACGUGGAGCACGGAGAGCUGCUCCCCAACCACGAUGGAACCUUCCAGAUGUCGGUGGAGCUGAAAGUGGAGGUGACGGCCGAGGUGGAGGGCAAGUACGAAUGUGUGUUCCAGCUGUCUGGCGUCAAGGAGGACCUGGUCACCAAGCUGGAGAGAAGAAGCAUCCUGAGCAACGCAAGCCGGUAG
Nerophis lumbriciformis (worm pipefish) is the source of this 673-nucleotide messenger RNA. The record is from RefSeq and is a predicted model, not a curated record. Lineage: Eukaryota; Metazoa; Chordata; Actinopteri; Syngnathiformes; Syngnathidae.